This is a messenger RNA of Kwoniella mangroviensis CBS 8507, 1005 nucleotides long. RefSeq lists its product as uncharacterized. The record is from RefSeq and is a predicted model, not a curated record. The transcript is spliced from 9 exons. NCBI's taxonomy places the organism in Eukaryota, Fungi, Basidiomycota, Tremellomycetes, Tremellales, Cryptococcaceae. The coding region runs from base 1 to 1005 and encodes 334 amino acids. Gene Ontology annotation, cellular component: cytoplasm; nucleus.
AUGUCCAGUCCCAUCGCGAAGAGAAUGAAGUCCACCAAAGUAAUCGGUACCCACUCUGGUACAUUCCACUGUGAUGAGGCACUUGCUGUGUUCAUGCUUCGAUUGACCGAUGAAUUCAAGGAUGCCGACCUCGUUAGGACUCGUGACCCAGCUAAGCUCGAACCACUUGAUAUCAUAGUGGACGUAGGAGGAGUAUACUCCCCCGAGAAACAUCGAUACGACCACCAUCAAAGGGGUUUCUCAGAAGUGUUUGGAUCAGGUGGAUUCGAUAAGAUCAAAUUGUCAUCCGCCGGAUUGGUCUACAAGCAUUUCGGUAAAGAGAUUAUUGCGAAGAGGUUAGGUGUUGAUGUGCAGAAUGAAAAGGUCGAGACAUUAUGGUUGACCUUGUACUCUGAAAUGAUCGAAUCAGUUGAUGGUAUCGAUAACGGAGUCAACAUCUCUUCUUCUCCUUUAUCAUACACCCAACGUACCGAUCUGAGCUCAAGGGUCAAGAGGUUAAACCCGAACUGGAACGAGGAAGCUACAGAUGCCAUAUACGAUGAAAAAUUCGCUCAAGCAUCUAAAAUAACUGGAGAGGAAUUCCUAUCUCAAUUAGAUUAUUUCGCAUUUGCUUGGUUACCCGCUAGAGAUGUUGUCAAACAAGCUAUAGAGAAGAGGUUGGAGGUUGAUCAAUCGGGUCAAAUCGUGGUGUUCGAAAAGUCUUGUCCAUGGAAAGAUCACCUAUUCUCCCUCGAAUCUACCCUCCCUUCCAAGAUCCUCUACGUAUUAUAUCCCGAAUCCGACUCACCAGGUUCAAAAUGGCGUAUUCAAUGUGUACCCGAAUCAACAGAUAGUUUCGUCAAUAGGAAAUCCUUACCUGAACCAUGGUGUGGUAUGCGUGAUGAUAAAUUAUCACAAAUCAGUGGUAUCCCCGGUGGGACUUUCGUCCAUGCGAGUGGGUUUACGGGUGGUAAUGAGACUUUUGAAGGUGUUUUGGAAAUGGCUAGGAAAGCUUUGAGCUUUUAA